CACCGCAAGCAGGUGUGAAGAAAAUUACUUUAAAAUCAUCAAUUAAUACAUAAAUAUCAAUUAAAAAUGGCUGCGAAAGUUUCAUCAGGCAAUAAUAAAGUCUUCCAAGCGGACGAUGUGCACAUCUCAUUUGAAGACCAACAGAAAAUCAAUCGUUUUGCAAAGCACAAUGCCCGUAUGGAUGAUCUCAAAAUGGAAUUGGACAUGAAAAAGAACGAUUUAAAGAGUGUCGAGGAGGCACUGGAUGAAAUCGAGCUUUUCGACGAAGACGAAGAAAUACCAUUCUUGUUUGGUGAAGUUUUUCUCACACACAAAUUGACAAAAACACAGGAAUUAUUGGCUGAGGUUAAAGAGCAAACAUUAAAGGAAAUUGCGGCAAUUGAAGUGAAAGCUAACGAAAUCAAAGCCGAAAUGAAUGAAUUAAAAUCACAUUUAUAUCAACGUUUUGGCAGCAAUAUUUCGUUAGAGAGCGAGGAUUAGCUUGUGUAAAAUUGUAACAGUCAAAAAUUAGUAAGCAACUAAUAUUGAUUCAAAGUAA
Messenger RNA from Bactrocera tryoni, 538 nucleotides. RefSeq names its product probable prefoldin subunit 4 (gene Pfdn4). The record is from RefSeq and is a predicted model, not a curated record. Bases 67 to 480 code for a protein of 137 amino acids. Gene Ontology annotation, biological process: protein folding. Lineage: Eukaryota; Metazoa; Arthropoda; Insecta; Diptera; Tephritidae. Gene Ontology annotation, cellular component: prefoldin complex; cytoplasm. The transcript has 3 exons.